AUGGCCGAGUUCGAGACUAUUGUGGUUGUAGGUGCAGGUGUCGUCGGACUAUCAACCGUACUAUGCAUCCAACAAUAUCUCAAGCCCUCGCAAUCGGUGCUUCUAGUAGCGAGGGAUUUUCCGUCUGACACGUCUGUCAACUAUGCAUCGCCAUGGGCCGGGGCUCAUUAUCGUCCCGUGCCCGGCUCCUCCCCACAAGCGCUCCGUGAGGCAAAGCAGGCGCAGCGUACUUAUGAGUUCUUUAAAAUAUUAGCCGUCAAUGAGCCAGCUGCUGGUAUCAUCUUCCUCAAGGGCGUGGAGCAUCUCGAGGCUCCGCCGCCAGAGUACUUGGACUCCCAGAGUGCGCACAAUGUCUAUUCCCACCUGGAUGAGUUCCGAUACUUGUCGGAUGAUGAAGUACCCGCAGGAGUAAAAUGGGGUGUGGAGUAUGGCACAUAUGUGGUGAACUCGCCUGUAUACUGUGCGCACAUGCUGCGUAAGUUCAUCUUGAAAGGUGGCACCACGAAACGAUAUACCCUCGCACAUUUGAAAGAGGCCUUCUCUCUCGAUACAAACGUCAAGACAGUUAUCAACUGCUCGGGUCUCGGCUUCGACGAUCCGAAGUCCUUCAUCAUCAGAGGCCAAACUUGCCUCGUCCGAAAUCCCGUCUCAGCGACAAUCACCCGCCAAAACACGGACGGUUCCUGGUCCUUUUGCAUUCCGCGCCCGCUAGACGGAGGGACCAUCAUUGGCGGCACUAAGCAACCACACAACUGGGACCCUAACGCGUCUCCAGAAACCAGAGCCCAGCUUCUUGCAAAGGCAUCCAAAUGGUUUCCCUUCGCCUCCGAGAGUGGGGGUCAAUUCGAUGUCAUUCACGACAUCGUGGGCCGACGACCCGCCCGCGAAGGCGGCAUGCGUAUUGAAGUCGAGAAGCUGGAGAACGAGAAGCAGAUAGUUCAUGCCUAUGGAGCUGGUGGGCGGGGCUUUGAGCUCUCGCAUGGCGUUGCAGAGGACACAGUUGCGUUAAUGCUGGAGAAUGGACUGCUAAAGGAGAAAGCCGUGUUGUAA
This is a messenger RNA of Penicillium atrosanguineum, 1050 nucleotides long. RefSeq names its product FAD-dependent oxidoreductase. Bases 1 to 1050 code for a protein of 349 amino acids. Gene Ontology annotation, molecular function: FAD binding; D-amino-acid oxidase activity. The transcript is spliced from 3 exons. The record is from RefSeq and is a predicted model, not a curated record. NCBI's taxonomy places the organism in Eukaryota, Fungi, Ascomycota, Eurotiomycetes, Eurotiales, Aspergillaceae.